Molecule: messenger RNA, 807 nt
Organism: Macadamia integrifolia
Lineage: Eukaryota; Viridiplantae; Streptophyta; Magnoliopsida; Proteales; Proteaceae
Product: MADS-box transcription factor 27-like
Exons: 7
Coding region: 37-573 (178 amino acids)
Biological process (GO): regulation of DNA-templated transcription
Cellular component (GO): nucleus
Molecular function (GO): DNA-binding transcription factor activity
Source: RefSeq, a predicted model, not a curated record
AUAAAGCUGACUGCGUCUCCAUGUACUGCUACCAGCAUGAAAUCAAUAAUUGAUCGAUACAAUAAAGCAAAGGAAGAGCAACACCAACUGCUGAAUCCAACUUCAGAAGUCAAGUUUUGGCAAAGGGAGGCUGCUAGCUUGAGGCAACAAUUGCAAGACUUGCAAGAAAACCACAGGCAACUGAUGGGAGAAGAGUUGUCUGGUUUAAGUGUAAAAGAGCUUCAGAAUCUGGAAAAUCGAUUGGAGAUGAGUCUGCGUGGUGUUCGUAUGAAGAAGGACAAAAUGCUCACUGAUGAAAUACAAGAAUUAAACCAAAAGGGGAACCUCAUCCAUCAAGAAAAUAUGGAACUGUAUAAGAAGGUAAACCUCGUUUGUCAAGAAAACCUGGAACUACAUAAGAAGGUUUAUGGAUCAAGGGAUGCAAAUGGAGCAAACAAAAACUCAGUUAUUCCACAUGGUUUUGGAAUUGGAGAAGACUUGCACGCACCUGUUCAUCUCCAACUAAGCCAGCCACAGCAGCAGAACUAUGACACACCAGCAAGAGCUACUAAGUUGGGACUGCAACUGCAUUAAAGAAGUAGAAGUGGUAUGAUGAACUGUGGACAAACAUGACACUUGAUUCCCAUUCAACUGAAUGCCCACAAUUAACAAGAAUUUGAGCUUCUUCCAGUGAUAUGUGGUAAAUGAGCACAAGACAUUUUCUGCACAAAAGAUCACUAGAUUUGGUGUGCAUAGAUUUGAUGUGAACUGAUAAAAUGAAACCACUUAUGUAACAUGUCAUAGCAAUAAAAAUCGCCAUGUGUGACA